AUGUCGGACUGGAAAUCAAAUUACGACAGAACUAGACCUUUGUCUGAUAAGGAACUUGAGCAGAUCGUGCUUGAAUAUGACUCUGGGAGUGAUUCCAGUGGAUCAGAACUUGAAAAUAAUGAAGAAUAUGAACCAUUUGAAGACUCAGGAAGCGAAUAUGAACCCUCAAGUGAUGAAGAUGUGUCAGAUAACAUGUGUCCUAUUCCUUGUAAAAGGAAAAAAAUACAGGAGAAGCUACAAACGGAGCCCGAAACAGUGGCAAAUAUCUCCCAAGAGGCGAUGAUAGAAGAAGAUGAUAUUCCAGCUGAUUCCUCAAGUCUUAAUCCUGAGUCUGCGCAGAUAAGUCUUAGAGGAAAAAUGGACAUCGAUGGUCAGCUGUUGCAGGGCGAACAACAAGGAUACCGAUGA
Messenger RNA from Acanthoscelides obtectus, 408 nucleotides. The record is from the annotation of a GenBank genome assembly. NCBI's taxonomy places the organism in Eukaryota, Metazoa, Arthropoda, Insecta, Coleoptera, Chrysomelidae.